This is a messenger RNA of Abrus precatorius (Indian licorice), 3490 nucleotides long. RefSeq lists its product as uncharacterized. Lineage: Eukaryota; Viridiplantae; Streptophyta; Magnoliopsida; Fabales; Fabaceae. Bases 617 to 2962 code for a protein of 781 amino acids. The record is from RefSeq and is a predicted model, not a curated record. The transcript has 3 exons.
GAAAAAACCAAAACACCAAAAACGAACACAUCCCCUCAGUGCCUCCCUUUGCUUCUUGUUUUCUAAUGGGCCAUCGCCUAAAGAUACCAAAAGUUACGUUUUGAUCCAAACAAGGAACAAACCCCUCUCUCUUUCUCUCUCUUAGUUUUUCAGAACCGCUUCCCUCUCUCUCUCUCUACCCUCACAACAACACACUCACUCUCUCACUCUCUCUGGUGUCCGUACCCUCUGUGUUUGCCACGGAUGACCACGACCCUCUGAUGAAAUCACAGCGCAACCAAACUCCAAACAACACAAAACCAAACUCAAUGUCAAAUACUCUUCACACACCAACAGCUUAUUAUUAGAUCUUCUCUUAGAUCUUCUACCCCCAUCAAGCUCCAUGCUUUUUCCCCCCUUCUCUUGCAUGCACCAUUACAAAUUCCCCAUUUUUAAUGCCUUUUCUCCGAGCUUUCGCUUUUAGGCUUUGUGGGGUUUACCUCUUAUGCGCAAAAGUGAAAACUUUGAGCCCUUUCUGAACUUGGGUAGCUCUGCAAUGGCGCGUUGAGAUUGUUUUUUUUUUUUAUUAUUAUUCAAAAGGGGUUUAAGUUUUAAGGGUUUUUUCUUUGGGUGUGAAAUGGGUAGUUCCGGAGAGUCGAAUAUCAACGGAAUCGAUGCGUCGGUGGGUGGGUUGGUAUGGGUCCGACGGCGAAACGGGUCGUGGUGGCCGGGUCGGAUAAUGGGUCUCGAUGAAUUGUCUGAGAGUUGUUUGGUUUCACCGAGAUCGGGUACUCCUGUCAAGCUAUUAGGUCGUGAGGAUGCAAGCGUGGAUUGGUAUAAUCUUGAAAAGUCGAAGCGGGUAAAAGCUUUUCGCUGUGGAGAGUAUGAUGAAUGUAUUGAGAAGGCAAAGGCAUCUGCUGCUAAUUCAAACAAGAAGGCAGUGAAGUAUGCUCGCAGGGAGGAUGCUAUUCUUCAUGCUCUUGAGUUAGAGAGCGCUCACCUGGACAAGGAACCGUUAAACUUAUGCUCCAGAUUAGAUAAACCUGGGAGUGAACAUGGAGGAUCAGCUGGAGAAUUACCAAUCAUAUCUAAUUCUAGUGAUGACAAUGACGAUAUGACCAAUGAUCUGAGUGACUCUGAAGACAAUUCUAAUUCAGCUCCAGAGUUGUCACAAUCUGGUAUAUCUUUUGAAGAGCCUAAUCAUAAUGGUUCUUUAAAGGUGCAAUCUGUGCAGGGAAGAAGGAGAAGAACACCCAAUGAUUCAGAAGAUGACGGAACUGAAGGAGUCAAGCGAAUGAGAGGACUUGAGGACCUGGGCAUUGGUAUAGUGUCAAAGAGAAAGGUCCAUGGUAUGGGUACAACUGAGAUAGUUCAGCAAGCUAGUGCUUCACUCAACAAUUCAACUGCAGGGAACUGCCUGGCUAAUGGAACCUCUGUAAAUGGUGGCAAAGGUUAUUCCUCAACACUGAAAAGGAAGAGAUCACAAGUGGGAAAUGCUCAUGAACUCUUGAAAAGGAAAAAUCGACGCCGGCCUUUAACAAAGGUUUUGGAGAGUACAGCCAUGGUGUCUGUUCCUGUCAUUUGUGAUCAGCUUCCCAGUUCAAGCAGUUCUCCACUAUGUGGGGUAACUGAUGGAAGGAUUUCAGGAUUAGAUUCUAAUGAUGGAAAGAAAAGUUUUCCAAUGGCAACGCACAAUUCAGAUAAUGCUGAGGCUGCUUGUAAGAAUGGGACUUCAUUAACUGUUCACGACCAUGGUAAUGAUGCUUCCCAAAUCAAUCACAGGGUCAAGGAGAGUGAGACUUCUGGCAUACCAGGGCUAGUUGGCAAUGAUUCUUCUGAUAAAUUAUUUGAUGUGCCAUUUGUUGGGGUUCUAGGGGAGGAGAAACAUACACCAGGAUUGGCGUCCAUACUGGUUUCUUGUUCAGCUGGCAAGCCUCAAGUUAGUGCAUUGGGACAACAGUCUUGUAAUGCUAGUGAAUCUGAAGCUCCGUCAUUGAAUGAGGUAAAGAAUGAGCCUGGUUGUACCAGUUCAGCUGCUGGUCACAAUAUUGUUGGCCAUAGAGCAGACAAAGGUAGUUCCAAGUGGCAGUCAAAAGGAAAAAGGAAUUCAAGACACACCGGUAAAAAUAGAAAACAAGUCUCGAGAAAAUAUGUGGAUAUGGACCAUCGAUCCAGUGCAUAUUUGCCAGGAAUUGGGAACUCGGAUGGAUUCUCUCAGGGUGUCGGUCAGAAAAAUGAUUGGAAUGGCUUGGGUUCACCGAAUGCUUCGUUCAAUUGUACUUCUCAGGUUAAGAGCAAACAUGUUGCUGAGGGCCCACUGGAUGGGUUUCGGGACUUGAACAAGCAUAUCAGGGGGUCAACAGCAGAGGCAAAGCUAUCACCUGAUGGAUCUCUCACACCUCAAAGAUUGCUUCCUUAUCGCCAUUCGCGGUUCACUGUUAACUCCAGAUAUCAAACAGCAGAUUUCCCUGGAAGAAAUUAUUGUUCCGAUGCUUCCUUAUAUGAUGUCAAGGUAGAAGUGAAAUCCAGCUACCGGCCUCAACAUGUCCCUUUGGUUUCUCUUGUGAGUAAACUGGAUGGCAAAGCCUUUAUUGGACACCCUUUGACAAUUGACGUUUUGGAGGAAGGUCAUUGUGAUAACAUGUUGAGUGGCAUUGGAUGUGACAUGGAAGCUGGUGACAUCUAUCGUGUGGCCAAGCCAAACUCGGUAACUGGAAGAAUACAUUCCAAAAAUUCAUCACGUUUUUCAUCAGGUAAAUCUUCCAAGAUGAAAAAAUCUGGGCUGUUGAAUAAAAAGAUUCGGAAGUUAUCCUCUUUGACUGGUCACAGGCAGUCAGAAGAGGAGAGAAAACCAGUGGUAGAUAAGCUCAAAGGUCCUGUUAUAGCUUGUAUUCCCCUUAAAGUAGUAUUCAGUAGGAUAAAUGAAGCAGUGAGUGGUCAGGCGCGGUCGACACACCGUGCAUUGCCAACAUCCAACCCAUGACUUGUGUUGUUGGAAAGGAGUUCCAAUGAAUGGAUGAUGCGGAGAAUUGCUUCUUUGGUAAUUUGAGAGAUUUUGGUAUAGUUAUGCAGACCAUAAUAUUAUCUACUUAUUUUUAACUAUAUGCACAGUUUGCAAGCCCCCCAUAUUCUGCCAUGAAGGUUGAAUCUUCUGUACAAUUUCAAGACAUUUUCAUGUAGAACUAGUAGGAGUUAAAUCAUAUGAGGCUUCUCUUGGCUCUGUAAAUAAUGUAACAUUGGAUGAGGUGUAAAGAUGGAUGGUCUAGUAUUAGGUAUUUGACCUGAUAUUAGGUUCUUUAAAAGUAAUGAAUUAGGAUGUUUCCGAGGUUCAAUAACUACAUAUUGUACUCCAUAAUUUAUUUCAAAGUCACCUCUAUGAAUCCUAGAAGGCUAAAACAAAAGUAUAUUGCAAUUGUGAGAACAUUUGGAUCAAUCACCAUUUCAUUUUUGUUGUGUUUGUAUGGAACCUUGUUUUGCAAUCAAUAUAUAUGCCAGUUGCCAAGAUUAUUAG